Molecule: messenger RNA, 1820 nt
Organism: Glossina fuscipes
Lineage: Eukaryota; Metazoa; Arthropoda; Insecta; Diptera; Glossinidae
Gene: TfIIFalpha
Product: general transcription factor IIF subunit 1
Exons: 5
Coding region: 100-1731 (543 amino acids)
Biological process (GO): transcription initiation at RNA polymerase II promoter; positive regulation of transcription elongation by RNA polymerase II
Cellular component (GO): transcription factor TFIIF complex; nucleus
Molecular function (GO): TFIIF-class transcription factor complex binding; RNA polymerase II general transcription initiation factor activity; DNA binding
Source: RefSeq, a predicted model, not a curated record
GUUUGUUUAUGUAUUUGUUUUUUAUUUUUCUUGAAAGCGAAAAUUUCUUUGUAACGAGCGAAAAAUUACAAUAUUUAGGAAAAUAUUAGAGAAAUCCUAAUGUCUUCAACAAGUAAAGCAUUUGUUUCAACCAGCAGCAGCAGCAGCUCGGCAACAGCUAAUGUACAAGAAUUCGCCAUACGUGUACCAAAAAAUUUACGAAAAAAGCAUCAUGUUAUGCGUUUUAAUGCCACGCUAAACGUCGACUUCGCCCAAUGGCGAACAGUAAAAUUGGAAAGGGAAAAUAAUUUAAAGGAGUUUAAAGGUAUGGAAGAGGAUAUGCCAAAAUUCGGAGCAGGAUCGGAAUAUAAUCGGGACUUGCGUGAAGAAGUUAGGCGCAAGAAAUUCGGAAUAAUUGCAAAAAAAUACAGGCCAGAAGCUCAACCAUGGAUUUUAAAAGUGGGUGGUAAAAACGGGAAAAAGUUUAAAGGUAUACGUGAAGGUGGAGUUAGUGAAAAUGCUGCUUUUUAUGUGUUCACACAUGCUCCAGAUGGUGCCAUUGAGGCCUAUCCGCUUAAUGAAUGGUAUAACUUUCAACCCAUACAACGAUAUAAAUCUUUGUCCGCUGAAGAAGCUGAACAGGAAUUUACUAGAAGAAAAAAGGUCAUCAAUUAUUUUUCAUUGAUGUUGCGUAAACGUUUGAAGGGCGACGAAGAGGAAGAAAAAGACCCUGAAGAAGUCAAAAUAAAAGGCGGCAAUAAAAAGCCUAAAGAGUUAAAAAUCAGUGAAAUGGAUGAAUGGAUUGACUCGGAAGAUGAGUCGAAUUCGGACAGUGACGAAGGAAAGAAAACGAAAAAACAAGACAGCGAUGAUGAUGGCAUGAAAAAGAAAAAGGGCGUAAUAGGUAAAAAAGGUGAAAAGAAGAAGAAAAAACAUGAUGUAGACGAUGAAGCUUUCGAAGAAUCUGAUGAUGGCGAUGAAGAAGGUCGAGAAAUGGACUAUGACACCGAAUCAAGUGAAGACGAACCUGAUCCCGAAUCGAAAGUCGAUAAGGAUAUGAAAUCAGUGGCAGAGGAAGACGCUUUGCGUAAACUUUUAACCUCGGACGAAGAGGAGGAGGAAGAAAAUAAAUCGGAAGAAUCCGACAAUGAGGACGAUGAAAAAAAGAAAAAAGAUAAAAAUAAGGAGGAAACGACUAAAGAUAAGAAGAAAAAUAAGAAUAAGAAUAAAGAUGACAAGAAAGAUUCCUCAAGUGAUUUUAGUUCAGAUAGCACUGAUUCGGAGGAAGACAUUGUUAAAAAUAAAAAGAAUCCAAAAGAUAAUGCUAAAGUUAAUAGCAAUCAAAAUAGUUCUCGAUCGACUACGCCAACUUUCAGCAGCGAUAACAGCAAACGCAAACUGAACAGCAUGCCCGGUGAUUUAACAGCUUCUGAGAACAGUAAUAGUCCAGUUAAUACUCCCGCCAAGCGAAUCAAAACUGAAAUAGCAUCGUCCCUGCCUUCAACCUUUGCUGGCGUGGUUAAUGCAAACAGCAGCAGAGAUGAUUUUGGUAUCACAGAAGAAGCUGUCAGACGGUAUCUUAUGCGUAAACCAAUGACCACUACAGAGUUAUUAACGAAAUUUAAAAAUAAAAAGACCGGAGUAUCUAGCGAUCGACUGGUUGAAACUAUGAUGCAAAUUUUGAAGAAAAUCAAUCCCGUAAAGCAAACUAUACAAGGGAAAAUGUAUUUAAGCAUCAAAGUUAACAAGUAACUAAUUACAUCCCACUAAACUCAAGAUGCUCAAUUUCAAGCAAAAGCUACAUGGAACGUGAAAGAUAGAAGAAGAAUUGAUUGCAUAUC